This is a messenger RNA of Sinocyclocheilus grahami, 8474 nucleotides long. Its product is annotated as probable ubiquitin carboxyl-terminal hydrolase FAF-X. Gene Ontology annotation, cellular component: cytosol; nucleus. Bases 508 to 8130 code for a protein of 2540 amino acids. Gene Ontology annotation, biological process: cell migration; protein deubiquitination. The transcript has 46 exons. Gene Ontology annotation, molecular function: cysteine-type deubiquitinase activity. The record is from RefSeq and is a predicted model, not a curated record. Lineage: Eukaryota; Metazoa; Chordata; Actinopteri; Cypriniformes; Cyprinidae.
GAAACCGCGCAUGCUCAGCUGAGUCACACGUCCAGGCAGUUAAUGCACGGAUAUACACUUCUCAUUUACUUCCAUCCUAUAGCACGGUGACGGGUCUCUAAGCAGCCUGACACAGGAGAGAGAGAGAGUGGCUGAAGGCAGUUUAAGGGAGGGGGGCAGCAGCGGUCGAUGCUGGUGACGCAGGAAAAACACCCAACAGCAGACAAUAAACCAAUGACCUGUUCUCAACACAGGCGUGUUAUUCAUAAUCGGGACAUCCAGGCACAUGCACGCGGCUGAGUAAUUAUUAAACAGCAUUUAAAUGAUCCAAUCUGGGGUCGUAUGGAGGAAAGAUCCAGUUUGAUUGUGGGUUAUGCAAUGGUCUCUGCAACUUAUCCAGUCCCCCAGGUGGUGCUUUCACUUUCAGAAGUGUGCCGGUUCUCCGUCGCUCCUAAGGAGAAACUGAUUUCUUCUUGUGUGCCAGCGACAUAAGCAGACAAGAUUGCAAAGAUCUGCCCCGUGUCGAGUAUGACGGCCACGACCCGUGGCUCCCCUGUGGGAGGGAAUGAUGGUCAGGGCCAGGCUCCGGAUGGCCAGUCCCAGCCACCCCUGCCCCAGAACCAGACAUCCUCUCCCAACUCAUCCAACGAGAACUCCCCAGUGAGCCCACCAGAUGACCAGGGUCAGGGGGACAGUCCCACUCCCCUGGAGGAGGAGGAGCCAGCUUUCCCCCACACUGAACUGGCCAAGCUGGAUGACAUGAUCAACAGACCUCGCUGGGUCGUUCCAGUUUUACCAAAGGGUGAAUUAGAAGUUCUUCUUGAAGCUGCUAUAGAUCUUUGUAAAAAAGGACUUGAUGUCAAGUGUGAAGCAUGCCAGAGGUUUUUCAGAGAUGGCUUGACAAUAUCCUUUACGAAAAUACUGACAGAUGAGGCUGUUAGUGGAUGGAAAUUUGAGAUCCAUCGGUGCAUCAUUAAUAACGCCCACCGACUGGUGGAGCUGUGUGUGAGCAAGCUUUCUCAGGACUGGUUCCCUCUGCUAGAACUCUUGGCGAUGGCCACCAACCCCCACUGUAAGUUCCACAUCUACAAUGGUACUCGACCCUCUGAGACGGUGCCUGCUGGGGUUCAGCUAGCUGAGGAUGAGCUUUUUGCCCGUCCACCUGACCCUCGCUCUCCUAAGGGCUGGUUGGUGGAUUUAAUAAACAAAUUUGGCACGUUAAACGGGUUUCAAAUUCUGCAUGAUCGAUCCAUGAGUGGCCAAGCUCUGAAUGUUCAGAUCAUUGCUGCACUCAUUAAGCCUUUUGGACAGUGCUAUGAGUUUCUCACUUUGCACACAGUGAAGAAGUACUUCCUUCCCAUCAUAGAAAUGGUUCCCCAGUUUCUAGAAAACCUCACAGAUGAGGAAUUGAAAAAGGAAGCAAAGAACGAAGCCAAAAACGAUGCCCUGUCUAUGAUAAUCAAAUCUUUGAAGAACCUGGCUUCUCGAGUACCAGGACAAGAGGAAACAGUGAAGAAUUUAGAGAUAUUUCGGUUAAAAAUGAUUCUUAGGUUAUUGCAGAUUUCUUCUUUUAAUGGCAAAAUGAAUGCACUAAAUGAAGUGAACAAGGUGAUUUCAAGUGUUUCCUACUACACACAUCGUCAUGGCAAUCCUGAAGAGGAAGAGUGGCUGACAGCAGAACGCAUGGCAGAAUGGAUUCAGCAGAACAAUAUUUUGUCUAUUGUGCUGCGAGACAGCCUUCAUCAGCCACAAUAUGUGGAGAAACUGGAGAAGAUCCUGCGAUUUGUCAUCAAAGAAAAGGCCCUAACGCUUCAGGACCUGGACAACAUCUGGGCCGCUCAAGCAGGGAAACAUGAGGCUAUUGUCAAGAACGUUCAUGAUCUUCUUGCAAAGCUGGCAUGGGAUUUCUCACCUGAACAGCUGGACCAUCUCUUUGACUGCUUCAAGGAGAGCUGGACUAAUGCAAGUAAAAAGCAGAGAGAGAAGUUACUGGAAUUGAUUCGUCGACUGGCAGAGGAUGACAAGGAUGGUGUGAUGGCUCACAAAGUACUCAAUCUACUGUGGAAUUUGGCCCAUAGUGAUGAUGUUCCUGUGGAUAUCAUGGACCAGGCCCUUAGUGCUCAUAUUAAGAUUUUGGACUAUAGCUGUUCCCAGGACAGGGACACACAGAAGAUGCAGUGGAUAGACCGAUUCAUUGAAGAAUUAAGAACUAAUGACAAAUGGGUGAUUCCUGCACUGAAGCAAAUACGGGAGAUCUGUAGCCUCUUUGGAGAAGCCCCCCAGAAUUUAAGUCAAACGCAGCGGAGCCCACAUGUCUUCUAUCGACAUGACCUAAUCAACCAACUGCAGCACAACCAUGCACUGGUCACUCUUGUAGCAGAGAACCUGUCUGCAUACAUGGAGAAUAUGAGGCAGUUCUCGAAAGAGCACACAGACUUUGAUCCCCAGACGGUUAGGCCAGGAAGUCGGUAUAGUCAUGUUCAGGAGGUCCAGGAGCGGCUCAAUUUCUUGAGGUUCUUACUGAAAGAUGGGCAACUCUGGCUGUGUGCACCUCAGGCUAAGCAGAUCUGGAAGUGCCUGGCUGAGAACGCAGUGUUCUUGUGUGAUCGGGAGGCCUGCUUCAAAUGGUACUCCAAACUCAUGGGGGAUGAACCCGACCUUGACCCUGACAUCAACAAGGACUUUUUUGAGAACAACGUACUGCAGCUUGACCCCUCGCUGCUGACAGAGAACGGGAUGAAAUGCUUUGAACGAUUCUUCAAGGCAGUCAACUGCAGGGAGGGCAAACUGGUGGCAAAACGCCGGGCAUACAUGAUGGAUGACUUGGAGCUGAUAGGGCUGGAUUACCUGUGGAGGGUUGUGAUUCAAGGAAGUGAUGAUAUUGCUAGCCGAGCAAUUGACUUGCUUAAAGAGAUUUAUACAAACCUCGGACCAAAAUUACAAGCCAAUCAGGUAGUGAUCCAUGAGGAUUUUAUUCAGUCUUGCUUUGACCGGCUCAAAGCCUCCUAUGACACUCUGUGUGUGCUGGAUGGAGAUAAAGACAGCAUUAACUGUGCCAGACAGGAGGCCAUCCGCAUGGUGAGAGUACUGACGGUGCUCAGGGAGUAUAUAACCGAGUGUGACAGUGACUACCACGAGGAGAGGACUAUCCUGCCCAUGUCCAGGGCUUUCCGAGGAAAGCAUAUCACACUAGUUGUGCGUUUCCCAAACCAAGGCCGACAGGUUGAUGAUCUGGAUAUUUGGUCACAUACCAAUGACACAAUUGGCUCUGUGCGACGCUGCAUUCUGAAUCGAAUAAAGGCCAACAGCACACACACCAAGAUUGAGCUGUUCAUCGGGGGAGAGAUCAUUGACCCAGCAGAUGACAGGAAGCUAAUCGGGCAGCUAAACCUCAAAGAUAAAACUCUCAUCACAGCCAAGCUCACCCAGGUUAGCGCCAAUAUGCCUUCCAGUCCAGACAGCUCCUCAGACUCCUCCACUGGUUCCCCUGGGAACCAUGGCAAUCACUUCAGUGAUGGGCCAAACCCUGAAGUGGAGAGCUGUCUUCCCGGCGUGGUGAGCACUUUGCCAUUCAGGCACACAAUUGAUCCAAACUGUCUAUUUAUUUACACAUUGAAUAUAUUGAAAGGGGAGUGCAUCUAUGUUACAGUGGUGUACGCCUUGCUCAUGCCUGCCAGUGGGACAUUGGGCGAGGAUGCUAGUGACUUCCAGUACAACUUCUUGAAGAGUGGUGGCCUGCCCCUGGUUUUGAGCAUGCUGACCAGAAAUAACUUCCUGCCAAAUGCUGACAUGGAGACCCGGCGGGGAGCUUAUCUCAACGCACUAAAAAUAGCCAAACUGCUGCUCACAGCUGUAGGCUUUGGCCAUGUGAAGUCUGUGGCGGAGGCCUGCCAGCCUGUGGUGGAGGGGACUAUCCCUGUAUCGCCUAUCAACCAGACCACACAUGACCAGGCUCUAGUGCUACAGAAUGCCUUGCAGAAUAUCCCCAACCCCUCCGCCGAGUGCAUGCUGCGGAACGUGGCCAUCCGCCUCGCCCAACAGAUCUCAGAUGAGAACUUCUUCCAGGCCUCAAAGUACAUCCCAGAUAUCUGUGUCAUUCGAGCGGUUCAGAAGAUAGUCUGGGCUUCUGGCUGUGGCUCUGUUCAGCACGUCUUCAGUUCUAAUGAGGAGAUCAGCAAGAUCUACGAGAAGACAAAUGCUGGCAAUGAGCCGGAUACAGAAGAUGAGCAGGUGUGCUGUGAAGCUCUGGAGGUCAUGACCCUGUGUUUCGCCCUUAUGCCCACUGCACUAGAUGCACUUAGCAAAGAAAAGGCCUGGCAGACCUUCAUUAUAGAUCUGCUGCUGCACUGCCAGAGCAAGUCUGUUCGUCAAAUGGCCCAAGAACAGUUCUUCCUUAUGGCCACCCGAUGUUGUAUGGGCCAUAGGCCUCUUCUCUUCUUCAUCACCCUCCUCUUCACAGUUUUAGGUAGCACUGCAAAAGAGCGGGCAAAGCAUGCUGCUGAUUACUUCACUCUUCUUAGGCACUUACUCAACUAUGCAUAUAACAGCAACAUUAAUCUUCCUAAUGCAGAAGUUCUCUUAAACAAUGAGAUUGACUGGUUAAAGCGCAUCCGGGAUGAAGUGAAGAGGACCGGAGAGCCUGGGGUUGAGGAGACAAUUUUGGAAGGUCAUAUUGGUGUCACAAAAGAGCUACUAGCAUUCCAGACCCCAGAGAAGAAGUUCUACAUUGGCUGUGAAAAAGGAGGCGCUAGUCUUAUCAAGGAGUUAAUGGAUGACUUCCUGUUCCCAGCAUCUAAUGUGUACCUGCAAUAUAUGAAGAGUGGAGAAUUCCCCACUGAGCAGGCCAUACCUGUGUGUAGCACCCCAGCCACAAUCAAUGCCGGCUUUGAACUGCUGGUUGCACUUGCUGUCGGAUGUGUGCGAAAUCUCAAGCAGAUUGUGGACACACUAACUGAUAUGUACUAUUUAGGUUGUGAACCACUUACAGAAUGGGAGUAUUUGCCGCCAGUUGGCCCAAGGCCCACUAAGGGGUUUGUGGGUCUGAAAAAUGCAGGUGCGACUUGCUACAUGAACUCAGUGAUCCAGCAGCUCUACAUGAUUCCUCCUAUCAGGAAUGGCAUCCUGGCCAUUGAAGGCACGGGCAGUGAUGUGGAUGAUGAUAUGUCUGGAGACGAGAAGCAAGAUAAUGAGAGUAAUGUGGAUCCACGGGAUGAGGUGUUUGGCUAUCAGCACCAGUUUGAAGACAAACCUUCUCUCGGUAAGUCGGAAGACAGGAAGGAAUACAACAUUGGGGUUCUUCGGCAGUUGCAGGUCAUUUUUGGACACUUGGCUGCCUCCAGGUUGCAAUAUUACGUGCCUAGGGGAUUCUGGAAGCAAUUUCGGUUGUGGGGUGAACCAGUCAAUCUGAGGGAACAGCAUGAUGCCCUGGAGUUCUUUAACUCACUGGUAGACAGUCUAGACGAGUCUUUGAAAGCAUUGGGUCACCCUGCCAUGCUGAGUAAAGUACUGGGUGGCUCUUUUGCUGACCAGAAAAUAUGUCAGGGCUGUCCUCACAGAUAUGAAUGUGAGGAAUCGUUUACGACGUUGAAUGUAGAUAUCAGAAACCAUCAAAAUCUAAUUGAUUCUAUGGAGCAGUACGUGAAAGGAGACUUGCUCGAGGGUGCAAAUGCCUAUCACUGUGAAAAAUGCAACAAGAAGGUGGACACAGUGAAACGUUUACUCAUUAAGAAGUUUCCUCCGGUGUUGGCCAUCCAGCUGAAACGCUUUGAUUAUGACUGGGAACGAGAGUGUGCCAUCAAGUUCAAUGAUUACUUUGAGUUCCCACGGGAGUUAGACAUGGAGCCCUAUACAGUAGCUGGAGUAGCUAAGCUGGAGGGGUCUGAUGUGCACCCAGAGAACCAGCAGGAGGUGAUCCAGCAGAAUGAGCCGUCGGAGCCGGAACCCCCCUGCAGCUCUCGCUAUCGUUUGGUGGGAGUUCUGGUCCACUCAGGCCAGGCUAGUGGAGGUCAUUAUUACUCCUACAUCAUUCAGAGGAACGGCAGUGGUUGUGAGGGAGAAAGGAACCGUUGGUACAAGUUUGACGAUGGUGACGUCACUGAAUGCAAGAUGGACGAUGACGAGGAGAUGAAGAACCAGUGCUUUGGUGGAGAGUACAUGGGCGAGGUCUUCGACCACAUGAUGAAACGCAUGUCCUAUAGGCGACAGAAGCGCUGGUGGAACGCCUACAUUCUCUUUUAUGAGCGAAUGGACACAUUAGACAAGGAUAGCGAGCUAGUUAAAUACAUCACUGAGCUGACAGUGACCAGCAAACCUUACCAGGUGAAGAUGCCCUCUGCUAUUGAACGCAGUGUGCGCAAACAAAAUGUGCAGUUUAUGCACAACCGUAUGCAGUACAGCUUGGAGUACUUCCAGUUCAUCAGGAAAUUGCUGACCUGUAACAGUGUCUACUUGAACUCACCGCCAGGUCAAGACCACCUUUUGCCUGAAGCAGAAGAAAUGGCUAUGAUUAGUAUACAGCUCGCGGCUAGAUUUCUCUUCAGCACUGGGUUCCACACAAAGAAAAUCGUCCGUGGCCCUGCUAGUGACUGGUAUGAUGCUCUGUGCAUCUUGCUACGACACAGUAAGAAUGUGCGUUACUGGUUUGCACAGAACGUCCUCUUUGCAUAUCCGAACCGCUUCUCCGAGUACCUGCUUGAAUGUCCCAGUGCAGAGGUUCGAGGGGCCUUCUCCAAACUCAUUGUAUUUAUUGCACAUUUCUCCCUGCAAGAUGGACCCUGCCCUUCACCGAUUGCCUCACCUGGACCUUCAAGUCAGGGCUGUGAUAAUUUGAGUUUGAGUGAGCACUUGUUCCGUGCCAUACUUAAUCUGCUGAGAAGGGAAGUGUCUGAGCAUGGCCGUCACCUGCAGCAGUACUUCAGCCUUUUCGUCAUGUAUGCCAACCUUGGCUUGGCAGAGAAGACGCAGCUGUUGAAGCUCGGGGUACCAGCUACCUUCAUGCUUGUGGCUUUGGAUGAGGGCCCCGGCCCUCCUAUUAAGUACCAGUAUGCUGAGCUCGGAAAGCUCUAUACUGUCGUCUCACAGCUGGUUCGCUGCUGUGAUGUGACGUCACGUAUGCAGUCCUCAAUCAACGGAAACCCUCCCCUGCCAAACCCAUAUGGUGACCCCAACAUCACCGCACCCAUCAUGCCUCUGCAGCAGGUGGUGGUGGACAUCCUGUUUGUGCGUACCAGUUAUGUGAAGAAGAUUAUCGAGGACUGCAGUAACUCAGAGGACACUAUCAAACUGCUGAGAUUCUGCUGUUGGGAAAACCCUCAGUUUUCCUCCACUGUGCUGAGUGAACUACUGUGGCAGGUGGCAUAUUCAUACACGUAUGAGUUAAGGCCUUACCUGGACUUGCUCCUUCAGAUCUUGUUUAUUGAAGACUCAUGGCAGACUCACAGGAUCCACAAUGUGCUGAAGGGAAUCCCUGAUGAUCGUGAUGGGCUUUUUGACACCAUUCAGCGCUCCAAAAAUCACUACCAAAAGAGAGCUUAUCAGUGUAUCAAAUGCAUGGUGGCUCUUUUCAGCAACUGCUCAGUGGCCUAUCAGAUUCUCCAGAGUAAUGGUGAUUUAAAGAGGAAGUGGACCUGGGCAGUGGAGUGGCUCGGUGACGAGCUGGAACGUAGACCAUACACUGGCAAUACCCAGUACACUUAUAAUAACUGGUCCCCUCCUGUCCAGAGCAAUGAGACUUCUAAUGGAUACUUUCUGGAGCGCUCUCACAGUGCCCGUAUGACUUUAGCCAAGGCCUGUGAGUUGUGCCCAGAAGAGUGUCACUUAACGAAGCACGAGGGGGUAUCUGAAGAGGACGCUGGCCGGAAUCCGUCCUCAACACAACAACUUUUGCCAGGGGAAGUGACAGGCCAACAACAGCACACCGAGCCUGAUGAGCAGGAGGCCCUUGAUGAGCAGGACACUUCUCCUCCAGAGGACACUGCUCUCUACCCUCACUCUCCGGGCACAAAGUUUCAACAGCAGAAUAACCUCCCGCAUACGCAGCCGUACACUGGUCCUGCAGCACAGCACGUCAACAACCCUCAGCGUCCAGGCCCACGAGCACAAGAGAACUGGGAGCCCCCUGAGGAGGUGCCGCCCAGUCAGACUAAAGACUAACAAUAUGUUGUCACACUGUCCUCCAUCUGAGUUCUCCAGCGAGAUACUCGAAUCCAGAGUAAGGCCAGGCCCCACCAUGCUGAUCUACUCCAGAGCCCGUGUAACCAGAACAUUAAGCUUCCCUCAAUUUCUAACCCAGGAGUGGAGAGUCUCUUCACCGUCUGCUCGACAGUAUUAACUGUCAAAAGUGUAACUUGCAGUGGACUGUGCAUAUUGUUUGUAGUAAUAAAACGGGCCUGUCGCACUUGUCUCAUGACAGAGGUGUACAUACUGUGUUAAUGUUUUGACUGUUCAAAAGCAACCGCGUGUGUGAUUGCUGUUGGGAGACUGCAGAUUUAUGAAAA